Messenger RNA from Phalaenopsis equestris, 1395 nucleotides. Its product is annotated as putative pentatricopeptide repeat-containing protein At3g23330. The coding region runs from base 1 to 1395 and encodes 464 amino acids. Lineage: Eukaryota; Viridiplantae; Streptophyta; Magnoliopsida; Asparagales; Orchidaceae. The transcript has a single exon. Gene Ontology annotation, molecular function: protein binding; RNA binding. Gene Ontology annotation, biological process: RNA modification. The record is from RefSeq and is a predicted model, not a curated record.
AUGUACCGCUGCUCAGUUCAACUUCUUCUUUCUUCUCUUUCCCGCCUCCUCGGCCGAUCUUCUCGCUCCGAAAUCCUACACGUCUGCUCAGCUCUCCUCGCCCAGCUAACAAGAAUCGGUCUACUUCACAUGAAUCUGCCCUCUACGGCCGCCGCGAUCGUCAACCACAGCUCCUCCGUUUUCCCCGCUGCCGGAGAUAUAACCCCAUGGAAUGCCCUCAUCGCUGAGCUCUCAAGCCAUGGUUUCCCCCUUCUCGCCAUCCAGGCCUUCUCACUCAUGCACCGCAUUGCUCUGCCCCUCGACUCCUACUCUCUCUGUAGCGCGCUUUCUGCUGCUUCCUCUCCUCAGUCCAAAGCCGUCAAGCUUGGCAAUCAGAUUCACGCUUAUUUCUCCAAGUCUGGAGUGAUGUCCAACAUUUUCGUGGGAGGCGCUCUCAUCGAUUUCUAUGCCAGAACAGGUGCUAUUCCGGAUGCUCACCAGGUGUUUGUUCAAAUUCCUGUUAGGAAUGCUGUUUGUUUGAAUGCGCUUUUAAAUGGCUAUGUUGAGGAAAAACUCUGGAUGGAAGGUCUGUCCUUGUUCCGGAGUUCUUAUAGGCUCAAUCCGGAUGGUUAUACGAUUUCUGCCGUGCUUAAAAUUUGUGCUGAAAUGUCUUUUAUUUUACUAGGAAUGCAGUGCCAUGCCUAUUUGAUUCGUAGGAUUAUGGAGAAAGAUGUAUUUUUGUUGAGUUCCUUAGUUGAGAUGUAUGGGAAGUGUGGCCUUGUAGACAAGGUUCACUCUGUGUUUAAGAUGUUUGACAAAGGGAUAGCAGAAGGAAGAAGAGAUGUUGUGCUUUGGACGUCCUUGUUGAAUGCCUAUGGGCGGAAUGGGCUGUUUGAUGAUGUAAUAUCAACAUUUGAGGAGAUGUUGGUUGAAGGGACAGAGCCUGAUGAGAUUGUGAUGUUAGUUAUCCUUUCUGCUUGCGCUCGCUCUGGCAAUGUAAUGAAAGGUAUUCACUACCUUGAAUCAAUGACGAAAGAAUACAAAAUGGUACCAAGGCACGAGCAUUAUAGUUGUGUGGUUGAUUUGCUUUGUCGGGCUGGUGAAGUCGAGAAAGCUUUAAAUUUUGUUACUGAAAUUGCAGCAGAGGAUAAUGGUGAUGGAGGAACAAUGUUUGCUGUUAGUGCUUGGGGCGUCAUACUCAGUGCUUGCAGUGAUUAUGGAAAUGUUAAGAUUGCUAAGCUUGCUUUUCACAGGGCGAUUCAGUUGGAUCAGGAUAAUGUUGGUGUCCACGUAGAACUCUCAAAUUUGUAUGCCAGAGUUGGAAUGUGGGAUGAGCUCGCAAAACUAAGAAAGUUGAUGUUGGACAAGGGAAUGAAGAAAGAUAUGGGCCAUAGCCGAUUGGAGAUCAUGAACUAG